AUGUACGAAGUCAAGUUGCACAUAUAUGAAAAUCUAUUGCAACAAUAUGCUCAAAAAAGAUGUCUUAUUAUGUCUGUGUAUGCUAAUAAACUCGACUACCCUCCUCAUGCUCUCCACUACAAGUCACAUCAUACCAAAGUUGCUCGUGAAGUUUUGUCAAUUGUUAAGACCCAAGAGGCCAGAAUAUACAAAAAUGUCCUACAAGAAAUGGCCCAAAAAGAAGGUCUUAUGUUUCUGUCAUAUGAGACAUCCCAAGCAGGUCCUCACAAAAUUGGAUUUGUGUCAUUUGUUGUGGUUGGAAAUGACACUUUCCAAGGAAUUGAAGCCAAAACUAAGAAGCAGACAAAAGCAAAUGCUACUGAAGUGGCUCACAAUAAUCUUACUUGA
Messenger RNA from Olea europaea var. sylvestris, 387 nucleotides. RefSeq names its product double-stranded RNA-binding protein 4-like. Bases 1 to 387 code for a protein of 128 amino acids. NCBI's taxonomy places the organism in Eukaryota, Viridiplantae, Streptophyta, Magnoliopsida, Lamiales, Oleaceae. The transcript has 3 exons. The record is from RefSeq and is a predicted model, not a curated record.